AUGCUAGCAAGUACUUUCCUUACUUUCUCCCCACCUUCCUUCCUUCCUUCCUACCUAUCUUCAUUCCUUCCUUACUUCCUUCGUCCUUCCUUCCUUCUCUUCCUUCUUUCCUUCCUUACUUCCUUCGACCUUCCUUCCUUCCUUUCUUCCCACCUUCCUUCUUUCCUACCUUCCUUCCUUCGUCCUUCCUUCAUUACUUUCUUUCUUCUGCCUUCGUUUCUCCCCUCCUUCCUUCCUUCCUUCCUUUGUCCCUUCCUUACUUCCUUACUUCCUUCGUCCUUCCUUGCUUUCUCCCCUCCUACCUCCCUACCUCCCUCCCUUCGUUCCUUCCUGACUUCCUUCGUCCUUCCUUCCUUCCUUCCUUCCUUCCUACAUUCCUUCCUUCCUUCCUUGCUUCCUUCUCUUCCUUCCUUCCUUCGUCUUUCCUUCCUUCCUUCCUUCGUUUUUCCUUCAUUCCUUUCUCCCCUUCUUCCUUCCUUCCUUCCUUCCUUCCUUCCUUCUUUCCUUAUUUCCUACCUUGCUUCCUUCCUUCCUUACUUCCGUCGUCUUUCCUUCCUACAUCCUAUCUACCUUCCUUCCUUCUUUCCUUCCUACAUAACUUCUUUUCUUCCUUCCUACCUUCCUACCUUCCUUUUUCUUCCUUUCUUCCUUCCUUCCUCCUUCCUUCCUCCCUUCCUUCCUUCCUUUCUUUCUUUCUUAUUUCUUCUUAAUUUUUUCCUUUCUUCCUACCUACAUUCCAUCCUUCCUUCCUUCCUUCUUCCCUACCUAUCUUCCUUCGAUCCUUCUUUAAUUCCUUCGAACUUUCUUCCUUCCUUUUCUUCCUUCCUACCUACGUACCAUCCUUCCUUCGUCCUUCCUUCCUUCUUUUCCUUCCUUCCUUCCUACCAACCUACCUUCCUUCCUUCUUUCCUUCCUACAUACCUUUUUUUCUUCCUUUCUACCAACCUACCUUCCUUCUUUCCUACUUCCCUUCCUUUUCUUUCUUCCUACGUACUUUCCAUCCUUCCUUCUUUCCUUCCAUCCUUUCUACUUAUCUUCCUUCGUUCCUUCUUUACUUCCUUCGUCCAUCCUUCUUUUCCUGGCUUCCUUCCUUCCUACCUACCUACCUUCCUUCCUUCUUCCUUCCUUCCUUUCUUCCUUCCUUCCUUUCUUCUUUUCCUUCCUUCCUUCCUACCAACCUACCUUCCUUCCUUUCUUUCUUCUUUUCCUUCCUUCCUUCCAUUCUACCUACCUUCCUUCGUCCUUCCUUCCAUUCUACCUACCUUCCUUUCUUCCUUCGUCCUUCCUUCCAUUCUACCUACCUUCCUUCAUUACUUCCUUCCUUCUCUUCCUUCCUUCCUUCCUUCCUUCCUUAUCUUCCUUCCUUCCUUCUCUUUCUUGCUUCCUUCCUACCUGCCCUCUUCCUCCCUUCGUCCUUCUUUCCUUCCUUCCUUCCUUCCUUCGUCGUUCCUUCCUUCCUUUCUCCCCUCCUUCCUUCCUUCCUUCCUUCCUUCCUUCCUACUUAACAUUCAUUCGUUACUUCUUUCGUCAUUCCUCACUUCCUUCUCUUCCUUCCUUCCUUCCUUAUUUCCUACCUUCCUCUCUUCCUUCCAUCCUUCCUUCCUUACUUCCUUCGUCCUUCCUUUUUUCCUUCUCUUCCUUCCUUCCUACCUACCUUCCUUCCUACAUACCUUCCUUUUCUUCCUUCCUACCUACCUUCCUUCCUUCCUUCCUUCCUUCCUUCCUUCCCUUCCUUUUCUUCCUUCCUUUAUUCCUUCGUCCUUCCUUCCUCCUUUCUUUUCCUUCCUUCCUUCAUUCUUCCUUCUCUUCCUUCCUUUCUACCUUCCUUUCUUUCAUACUUCCUUUUUCCUUCCUUCCUACCGACCUUCCAUCCUUCCUUCGUCUUUCCUUCUCUUCCUUCCUUCCUUCCUACCUACCUACCUACAUACCUUCCUUCCUUCUUUCCUUCCUACAUACCUUCGUCCUUCAUUUUUCCCGCAUUCCUUCCUACCUUCCUUCCUUCGUCGUUCGUUCGUUCCUUUCUUUCUCCCCUCCUUCCUUCCUUCUUUUCUCCCUUUCCUUCCCUUCCAACCUUCUUUCCAAACGUCCUUGCUUCCUUGCUUCCUUCCUUCCUUCCUUCCUUUUUUACCUAACUACCUUCUUUCCUACUUCCCUUCCUUUUCUUUCUUCCUUCCUUCCUUCCUUCCUUUUUUUUUACUAACUACCUUCUUUCCUACUUCCCUUCCUUUUCUUCCUUCCUUCCUAACUACCUUCCUUCGUUCCUUCCUUACUUCCUUCGUCCUUCCUUGCUUCCUUUUCCUUCUCUUCCUUCCUUCCUUCCUUCGUCCUUCCUUCCUUCCUUCCUUCGUCCUUCCUUCGUCCUUCCUUCCUACUUACCUUCCUUAUUUCCUUCGUCCUUCCUCCCUUCCUUCCUUCUCUUCCUUCGUCCUUCCUCCCUUCCUUCCUUCUCUUCCUUCGUCCUUCGUCCCUUCCUUCCUUCUUUCUCUUCCUUCCUUCUCUUCCUUCCUUCCUUCCUACCUACCUUCCUUCCUUAGUUCCUUCGUCCUUACUUCCUUCCUACCUACCUUCCUUCCUUACUCUUUUCGUCCUUCCUUCCUUCGUCCUUGCUUCCUACUUACCUUACUUACUUCCUUCGUCCUUCCUCCCUUCCUUCUCUCCCUUCCUUCUCUUCCUUCCCUUCUUUCCUACCUACCUUCCUUCGUUCCUUCGGCCGUCCUUCCUUCCUUCCUUCGUCCAUCCUUCCUACUUACCUUCCUUACUUCCUUCGUCCUUCCUCCCUUCUAUUCCUUCUCUUCCUUCCUUCUCUUCCUUACCUUCCUUCCUUCCUUCCAUCCUUCCUUCCUUCCUUCCUUCCUUCCUUCCUUCCUUAGUUCCUUCGUCCUUCCUUCCUUCCUACCUGCCUUCCUUCCUUACUCUUUUCGUCCUUCCUUCCUUCGUCCUUCCUUCCUACUUACCUUACUUACUUCCUUCGUGUUUCCUCCCUUCCUUCUCUUCCUUCCUUCUCUUCCUUCCCUUCCUUCCUACCUACUUUCCUUCGUUCUUUCGUCCUUCCUUCCUUCUAUCUCUUCCUUUCUUCCUUCCUUCCUUCUUCCUUCCUUCCUUCCAUCAUACAUACCUUCUUUUUCUUCCUUCCUACCUUCCUUCAUUCCUUUCUUCCUAGUUCUCUUCCUUUCCUUCCUUCCUUCCUUCCUUCCUUCCUUCCUUCCUUCCUUCGUCCUUCCUUCCUUCCUUACCAUUUUCGUCCUUCCUUCCUUCCAUCUCUUCCUUUCUUCCUUCCUUCUCUUCCUUCCUUCCUUCCUUCCUUCCUAG
Messenger RNA from Acanthosepion pharaonis, 3309 nucleotides. The record is from the annotation of a GenBank genome assembly. NCBI's taxonomy places the organism in Eukaryota, Metazoa, Mollusca, Cephalopoda, Sepiida, Sepiidae.